Messenger RNA from Nematolebias whitei (Rio pearlfish), 1363 nucleotides. RefSeq names its product leucine-rich repeat and transmembrane domain-containing protein 1 (gene lrtm1). The record is from RefSeq and is a predicted model, not a curated record. NCBI's taxonomy places the organism in Eukaryota, Metazoa, Chordata, Actinopteri, Cyprinodontiformes, Rivulidae. Gene Ontology annotation, cellular component: membrane. Gene Ontology annotation, molecular function: protein binding. Gene Ontology annotation, biological process: regulation of presynapse assembly; axonogenesis; positive regulation of synapse assembly. The coding region runs from base 27 to 1136 and encodes 369 amino acids. The transcript is spliced from 4 exons.
AAGUGUACCCGGGACAACUGGCAGAUAUGAGAGUGAUUCUGGUGUGUGCCCUCCUCUGCCCUCUGUCUUUGUCACAUGCCUGUCCAAAAGAGUGCAGCUGCAACAGCAACACCAAAGUAGUAGACUGUCGAGGUCGAGGUCUAUACGACAUUCCUCGACGACUCAGUUCAGACACCCAAGAACUGUAUCUACAAGACAAUCGUAUCAGGGGGUUGGGAUCAAUGGCUUUUAGGGAAAUACCCCUGGUUCGCAUCCUUGAUUUAUCUAAUAACUCUAUAACGUCUCUUUCACCAACGGCUCUCCUUGGUCUGAGGACUCUACAGCGACUCAGUCUGGCCUACAACAACCUGAGAGAACUUGACAAGCGACUGCUUGGACCAAUACACUCAAUUUCUCACCUUGACCUCUCACACAACAGUUUGUGGGGUUUGCCUGGAGCCAUGGGGGACAGUUUGCAGAACCUCAGCUAUCUGGGGCUUGCAAACAACAGGCUAACAAGACUGGAUCGCUCGCUGCUGGAGGCCUUGACCCACCUAGACAGCCUCACACUCCGAGGAAACCCCUGGAGAUGCGACUGCCAACUCAUAAGCCUCAAACUCUGGCUGGAGACCUACCUCUUUAAAGGUGGAGUGGUGGAUGAAGUGCUUUGCACUCAACCAGAAGAAAUGAAGGAUAAAGACUUGCAAAAAAUUCCCUAUCAGCUCUUCCAUGUCUGUAUGACUACAAGCUAUCAUUACCUGUUUGCCAACAUACAUCACCUGGAGUCUGAGAGGCUACUGCGAGGCCACACCCAUGGCAACCAUGCUCAUCCUUCCAGCCACUCUUUCCACGUCCCCUUGGCGAUUGGGGAGGGUUUAGGUGGGGGAGGAGGAGGCAGUAUGACAGAGUGUGAAACUAAGCAGAAGCAACGGCCUGUCAACUUGCGCCAUGCUAUUGCCACUGUGAUCAUCACCGGUGUGGUGUGUGGGAUUGUGUGUCUGAUGAUGCUGGCUGCUGCAGUGUACGGAUGCGCCUAUGCUGCUAUCAUGGCCAAAUAUCAGCGGGAGUUGAAAAAAAACGAGGAGCUGGCUGCGGCACAGCGGGCAGAUCAUGCCACAGCUGACGAGAAGGAACCACUGGAGAAUGCUAUUGCCUAAGAGAUGAGAACAUUUUCUCUGGUUUCAGAACCUGAGCCUUCACCCCUUUAACGUAACAGUCUCUGCUGCCACAUGUGGGCUUGUACCUGUAUGUUUGUGGGGAGGAAAAGUAAAGAUUAUUUAUUUUUGCAUAAGGUUAUCUCAUGUGUGUGACCUGGGUAGCUAAAUUUUUACAGAUAUUUGACUAUGCACUGAUAAAAAGCGUUUAUUUCACUGUAGGCAUGUUU